Amyelois transitella is the source of this 2522-nucleotide messenger RNA. Its product is annotated as gastrula zinc finger protein XlCGF26.1-like. Gene Ontology annotation, cellular component: nucleus. Gene Ontology annotation, molecular function: zinc ion binding; RNA polymerase II transcription regulatory region sequence-specific DNA binding; DNA-binding transcription factor activity, RNA polymerase II-specific. Gene Ontology annotation, biological process: regulation of transcription by RNA polymerase II. NCBI's taxonomy places the organism in Eukaryota, Metazoa, Arthropoda, Insecta, Lepidoptera, Pyralidae. The coding region runs from base 75 to 1787 and encodes 570 amino acids. The transcript has 2 exons. The record is from RefSeq and is a predicted model, not a curated record.
AAUAUUUGUGUCAAACUUUGUUGUAUGUUUAUUUAAUAACGAAUGAGAAAAUAUCUAAUUUAAAUGGAUUAAUAAUGGAAAAGUUAGUAAAUACUUACUGUCGCCUUUGUGCAGAACCCAAGAGCCCAGAGAAGCUGCUUAAUUUGCGUGAAGACUGUUUAAAACACCAAGAAAUCUUAUUAAAGUUGACGUUCUUGAAUGCACAUUACGUCGAAAUAAACUGCGACAAUAUUUUGCCUAAAACAGUCUGUUUCAUUUGCUACGACUCUCUAAAUAAAGCUUACGACUUCCUCGACAAGGCGAAGAGAGCUCAGAAUACAUUAGCAGUAUUAUUUUUGAAUAAAAAUGCUGCGAAAUACGAUGACUUAUCAGAUGAUGAUCGCAUGGUUUUCGACGAUUUCCUAUCCCAGGAACCCGCAGAAGACCUUAAUAUUGAAGUUAAACAAGAGAAAAUCAGUCCAAAGUUAAUAAAAAGUGCCUCGACAGCAUUAGAAACUGUAAUUGAAGUAAAAAAUGAACCUAAAGAAGAAUACCCGGAACAGCCUAAUUUAUCAGAUAUAUUAAACGAAAAUGUCACUAAUAAUUGCGAGCAGACGUUAGAUGUCCAAGAUAUAAUAGAAGCGGCAAUAUGCAAUAUACCGAUGAACUCAAAUGUUGAGAUUUAUGCGAAGGACUUACCAGAUUUGGACAAAAGUGUCAUAAAGACUUGGAAAGAUUAUCCAUGGCUGUGUGCCUUAUGUAACAUUGAAUUUUUAGAUCUGGACACGUUGAGGUUGCACGCGAAGGCAGUACACGGCAAGUGUGCUACGUUCCUGUGUAUCGACUGUAAGGUUGCAAGAAAAGAUAAAUUUACUUCCUUCGUUAAGCAUGUUAGAAAACAUUGGAAAAGUUUGAGAAAUUACUGUUACUAUUGCAACGAAAUAAUCGACAAAACUGAAUCAUCUGGUACCCACUUGAAGCUACACUUCUUGAAGUCCCAACUGCCUUGCCCUCUAUGCGGAGAAAUAGUCCAGAACGAGGAAGAACUGAAACUACACCUCCAGGAGUACGGAGCUGUGAAAACUAAGCGAAAACCACGAAGAAAGCCUGGAACACCAAUCACAGUCGAAGACCUGACGUGUUCGCUAUGCAAAAAGGUCUACAAAAACCCCAACAGCCUGAGAGAUCACAUGAAACUUCACAAGAUUGACAGGAAAAGGAAUUACACGUGCGAACGUUGCGGCAAAAUGUUUUAUAACAAAGGUACUCUAACCUCUCAUAUAAUGUCUCACGACAAGAUCAGACCGCAUGUUUGCAGGAUAUGCAACAAGUCGUUUCUCUAUCCGAACAUGUUGCGGAGACACGUUGAAAUGCAUUCCGGUGUUAAGCCGUUCUCGUGUGAACAAUGUGGACGUUGCUUCAGAUUGCAAUAUCAGUUGAAUGCCCACAAAAUUGUGCACACAAACUCGAUGCCUCACAUAUGCCAGUAUUGCAAUAAGGCGUUCCGUUACAAGCAGAUUUUGAAGAAUCAUGAACGGCAACAUACGGGUGCGAAGCCUUAUUCUUGCCAGCAGUGCGGUAUGGAAUUCACGAAUUGGUCCAAUUACAAUAAGCAUAUGAAACGUAGACACAAUACGGACACAUCGAAGAAGAAAAUCACUCCGGAGGGAGUUUUUCCUAUCAAUUCGGAGACAGGACAGAUAAUACGGGUUGAGAACAGUUUGGGAAUGGAAGAGUGGAAGAGUAAGAUCAUGAUUCCGGCCAAGCGCGGGAAGAAGAGAGUGAUAAAGCAAGAAAACAAUGAUUGAAUUAUCCCUUGGUAGACAGCCACGUUAAAAUUGAGAUUCAAAUAGUGUCAGGUUGCAAGCCCAUCCCCUACAAGAAAAGUUUACGACAUACAAGGGAAAGAGAUGGAGUUGUCUGUAUAUAUGUAUGUAUGUUUCACGAGUGAAUGUUCAGUUGUAAAGUGCAGUAUUUUUUUAAUGUGUUAAAUUUUAUAUAAAGACACUUGUACUAAUGACGACAUAAUGUAAGUCUCGAACUUACACUAAGGCUAGCAUAAUCUGUGUAAAUUGUUCCAUAUAUGUAUAAUUGUAUAUAUUUAUUUGUAAUAUCUUUCUUGCACAGAAAUUUACACAGUUACAAGAAAUAGUACGUAUUUAUAAAAGUAAUAAAUCACUUGCAAUGACGGAGUUAUCCAGUGAAGGGAUCUCUUCCAGUAAAACGGCAAACAAUAAAGGAAAUAGAUAAUUCAUUUAAAAAUUGUCGCAUAAUAUAUUAGGAUACACUCUUCACGUCUAUUCCUUACGGGUUAGACAGAGCCACGAGCCAUUAGUUGGAUCUCAUAAACAUAGAUUUGAGAUCUAGACAUGUCUAAUGGUAAAUAUUGUUCUGUGGUUGUUUCAUUUUUGGUCAAGAUAUACUAAACAUUAUUCUUAUUAUAUUCUGUUCUUUUAUUUGUAUAGUUGGUUUAUAAUUUUGUUUAUAUUUAUAGGGUCUAGCAGAUAAAACGGCAAUAUGUAAAAUAUUUUUUUAAUAAUUAA